AUGUCCUCGAGUUUCCGCGGGAAAACCCAGCUAGGGGGACUGCUCCUUUCUCUCCUUGGCUGCGUCUGCUUAUGCAUCACCACCGUCCUUCCCCAGUGGAAGACUCUCAGUCUGGAGCUGAACGAAAUGGAGACCUGGACCAUGGGGCUUUGGGAGGUCUGCGUGGAUCAGGAGGAAGUCGCCACCGUGUGCAAGGCCUUUGAGUCCUUCCUGUCUCUGCCCCGGGAGCUCCAGGCAUCCCGCAUCCUCAUGGUGGCCUCCCAUGGGCUCGGACUUGCGGGGCUUCUGCUCUCUGGCUUUGGGGCCGAAUGCUUCCAGUUUCACAGGAUCAGACGAGUGCUUAAAAGGAGGUUUUGCCUCCUGGGAGGGACUUUGGAGGCAUCAGCUGCAGCCACUACCCUCCUUCCAGUCUCCUGGGUGGCCUACACCACAAUCCAAGACUUCUGGGAUGACAGCAUCCCUGAGAUUGUGCCUCGGUGGGAGUUUGGAGAUGCCCUCUACCUGGGCUGGGCUGCUGGUGUUUUCCUGGCCCUUGGUGGAUUACUCCUCAUCUUCUCAGCCUACCUGGGAAAAGAAGAUGUGUCUUCUCCCCACAUGGCUGUUCCUACAACUGCCCCGCCAUCCUGUGCACCAGCACAGGUAUCUGAUGGCUCGUUCUACCUAAUGCCAAGACCUGGGACCCUGUUCACCUAG
Messenger RNA from Dama dama (fallow deer), 693 nucleotides. RefSeq names its product claudin 25 (gene CLDN25). NCBI's taxonomy places the organism in Eukaryota, Metazoa, Chordata, Mammalia, Artiodactyla, Cervidae. The coding region runs from base 1 to 693 and encodes 230 amino acids. Gene Ontology annotation, biological process: bicellular tight junction assembly; cell adhesion. The transcript has a single exon. Gene Ontology annotation, molecular function: structural molecule activity. Gene Ontology annotation, cellular component: plasma membrane; bicellular tight junction. The record is from RefSeq and is a predicted model, not a curated record.